Talpa occidentalis (Iberian mole) is the source of this 2772-nucleotide messenger RNA. It is a transcript of the gene TRIM8, whose product is annotated as tripartite motif containing 8. The record is from RefSeq and is a predicted model, not a curated record. The transcript has 6 exons. NCBI's taxonomy places the organism in Eukaryota, Metazoa, Chordata, Mammalia, Eulipotyphla, Talpidae. The coding region runs from base 79 to 1734 and encodes 551 amino acids.
GGCCGGCAGCUGCACCGGACGGACCCCCAGGGCUGGGGAGUCGGGGAGGCCGGCCCCGGCCCCCUGCCCUUGGCCGUCAUGGCGGAGAAUUGGAAGAACUGCUUCGAGGAGGAGCUCAUCUGCCCCAUCUGCCUGCACGUCUUCGUGGAGCCCGUGCAAUUGCCGUGCAAGCACAACUUCUGCCGGGGCUGCAUCGGCGAGGCGUGGGCCAAGGACAGCGGCCUAGUGCGCUGCCCUGAGUGCAACCAGGCCUAUAACCAGAAGCCGGGCCUGGAGAAGAACCUGAAGCUCACCAACAUCGUGGAGAAGUUCAACGCCCUGCACGUGGAGAAGCCGCCGACGGCACUGCACUGCGUGUUCUGCCGCCGCGGCCCCCCGCUGCCCGCGCAGAAGGUCUGCCUGCGCUGCGAGGCGCCCUGCUGCCAGUCCCACGUGCAGACGCACCUGCAGCAGCCCUCCACCGCCCGCGGGCACCUCCUGGUGGAGGCGGACGACGUGCGGGCCUGGAGCUGCCCGCAGCACAACGCCUACCGCCUCUAUCACUGCGAGGCCGAGCAGGUGGCCGUGUGCCAGUACUGCUGCUACUACAGCGGUGCGCAUCAGGGACACUCGGUGUGCGACGUGGAGAUCCGGAGGAAUGAGAUCCGGAAGAUGCUGAUGAAGCAGCAGGACCGGCUGGAGGAACGAGAGCAGGACAUUGAGGACCAGCUGUACAAACUUGAGUCAGACAAGCGCCUGGUAGAGGAGAAGGUGAGCCAGCUGAAGGAGGAAGUGCGGCUGCAGUACGAGAAGCUGCACCAGCUGCUGGAUGAGGACCUGCGGCAGACGGUGGAGGUCUUGGACAAGGCCCAGGCCAAGUUCUGCAGCGAGAACGCAGCGCAGGCGCUGCACCUUGGGGAGCGUAUGCAAGAGGCCAAAAAGCUGCUGGGCUCCCUGCAGCUGCUCUUUGACAAGACAGAGGAUGUCAGCUUCAUGAAGAACACCAAGUCUGUGAAAAUUCUAAUGGACAGGACCCAGACCUGCACGGGCAGCAGCCUUUCUCCCCCUAAGAUCGGUCACCUGAACUCCAAGCUCUUCCUGAAUGAAGUGGCCAAGAAGGAGAAGCAGCUCCGGAAGAUGCUAGAAGGCCCCUUCAGCACACCGGUGCCCUUCCUGCAGAGCGUGCCCCUGUAUCCCUGUGGCGUGAGCAGCUCUGGGGCGGAAAAGCGCAAGCACUCAACGGCCUUCCCUGAGGCCAGUUUCCUAGAGACGUCAUCCGGCCCGGUGGGCAGCCAGUAUGGGGCAGCGGGCACAGCCAGCGGCGAGGGCCAGUCAGGGCAGCCCCUGGGGCCCUGCAGCUCCACGCAGCACUUGGUGGCCCUGCCGGGCGGCGCCCAACCAGUGCACUCAAGCCCUGUGUUCCCCCCGUCGCAGUACCCCAAUGGCUCUGCUGCCCAGCAGCCCAUGCUCCCCCAGUAUGGCGGCCGCAAGAUUCUCGUCUGUUCUGUGGACAACUGUUACUGUUCUUCCGUGGCCAACCAUGGCGGCCACCAGCCCUAUCCCCGCUCCGGCCACUUCCCCUGGACAGUGCCCUCACAAGAGUACUCACACCCACUCCCACCCACACCCUCCGUCCCCCAGUCCCUUCCUGGCCUGGCGGUCAGAGACUGGCUCGAUGCCUCCCAGCAGCCUGGCCACCAGGAUUUCUACAGGGUGUAUGGGCAGCCGUCCACCAAACACUACGUGACGAGCUAACGCCACGCGGGCGAUGGGGCGCUGGGGAAUGUUCCCCCCUCGCCCCCAGUGGCUCCGGAAUUAUGCAUCCAGAGACCUGCCCUUCUUCCUUCCUGUCCUCUCGCCCUUCUCCUUUGUUCCCCAAGUCUUUUCCUUUUGGAUUUUGUUUUGUUUGGGGCUUUGUUUUUGAUUUCAUUUUUUAUGACUCCUGGACUCGGAGGUGACAGUGGGAGCUGGCUGGGCUGGGCCGCAGGUGGCCCUGGAGUUGGGAAAGCGUCUACCUCAAGGCGCUGAGCUCUCUCUUUUUUUCUCUCUCUCCUUCCCUCUCUCUCUCUCUCCUUCCCUCUCUCUCUCUCUCUCUCUCUCUCUCCCACUCCCCCCCUUUUUCUCCCGCUCCUUCCCCUUCCCAUCCCCCUGGCUGGAAGGAGCCUUAGCUUCCCCUAAAGCCUUGGGGAGAAGGGCAGGGAGUGUCCAGCCCACCUCGCUCAGUCUGGGAGGAGGGACCAGGGCCCUCCGGCCUGUUUCUCCUCUUGAUUUUCUUUGGGGCAGUUUGAGCGAUGACUAAGGAAUGACAUGACGAAUGACCUGUACAUUGUGGGACUUUUUUUUUUCAAUUUUUUUAAAACCAAGACUUUCUCCUGCUUCUUCUCACCAUCCUCCCAGAUGGAGUUCAAAGGCCACUUCUCAAGCAGCUUUUGGCACCUUCAGCCUCAGAGUGGAAUCUUAAAGACAGGAACCCCAUGUCCAGGGAAGGGGAAAAGGAACUUUGCCAAUGAUACUGAUGACAUCAAGAGCAAAUAAUAAUAAUAUUAAUAAUAAUAAAGAGAAAUAAAAGAAAUAAUAAAAUAAAAACAACAGCACAGGCCUUGUUGAGGUCAGCAGGGGAGGGGGGCUGGCCCGAUUUGGGUCCUUGCCUGGAUUUUGACACAGCAACUUCCUGUAGUGAGCACUUUGUAUGAAUCGUGAAUUUCCUGUUCUCAAGGCCCAGGUAUUUAUUCUGUAAUCUGUCAAGAGCACACAAGGAAAUCCAACCUUCUAAUAAAUAUAAUGGCGCAGUCC